Molecule: messenger RNA, 4091 nt
Organism: Topomyia yanbarensis
Lineage: Eukaryota; Metazoa; Arthropoda; Insecta; Diptera; Culicidae
Product: cell division cycle and apoptosis regulator protein 1-like
Exons: 10
Coding region: 205-3963 (1252 amino acids)
Biological process (GO): regulation of DNA-templated transcription
Cellular component (GO): nucleus
Source: RefSeq, a predicted model, not a curated record
UUGCAGACAUUUGAAAAAAGUACCUGGCAUCUCUGUCUCGAACACUUUUUUAAUGAAGUUUAGUUCCAACAUCGUUGCAAAUGUGAUUUGGUCAGUUUUUGUAAGUGAGAAAGAGUUCAUACGUUUAUCUGGCUAGUGUGGCUAUUUUAGGAUUUGUUUAGAUAAUUAGUUGAAAGAGCAAGUUUCAUUCGAAGAAAAUCCAAGAUGGCCUUCAACCAGAAAAAUCCACCAUGGCAGCGAAACGCCGGCCAAAAUAUUGCUGGAAUGCAAGCGCUUGUUAGUUUCCCACAAGCACCAGUUUUCAAUCAAAAUCUCGGACUCCAGCAGCAACAGAAUUUAUCACUGAUUCCUCAGAUGAGUUUACAGCAACAGCAAAUUUACUCGCAGCCGGUCCAGUAUCCAACAUCGCGAACGAUCAAUACUAUUGCGUUCCAAAAUCAAACGCAAACUUCACAGCAGGUCGGUCAGAGUACAUCCAAAUUUAAUCCGAAUCAACGAGUUUUUAGUGGUACCGGGCAUGUUACCAAGGUUCAAAACGAUUUCGGUUUUAUUGAUGAGGAGGUGUUCUUCCAUAAGAAUGUUUGCAAGGGAUCGUUUCCGAAGUCUGGUGACCGGGUACUGGUCGAGGCAGCUUACAAUCAAAACAUGCCGUUCAAAUGGAACGCGACGCGGGUCCAAGUAUUACAGUCUACAUCAUCAAGCUCAGUAAACAGCAACAAUUCCACAAGGCAUGUGUCGAGUUAUGGUUCAGGACAAAACUCAAACAAUGAUCGAUCGGGACGAAGCCGGUAUUCACCAUCACGAAAAUCGCCGGACCGACAUGUACAUCGUACUAGUCACGAUUCUCGUCAGCGAGAUAUUGACGACGAAGAACGCCGCCGUCGUCGAGAUGAUCGAGAUGUCGAUCGUCAUCGCGAAAAGCAACGUGAUCGUACGCCCGAACGCAAAGAUCGUGAUAGGAGCCCAGUUCGCAAGAAUUCACCGAAACGUAGGAAGCUUCGCCCUACUCCACGUUAUAUGGUGCAAAUGCCCAAACAGCUUCUAACUAUUAAAAACGCGGAUAUUUUGGAACUUCGACGUCGUUAUCACACCCUUUAUAUACCAUCGGACUUUUUUAUGUCGCAAAUUCGUUGGGUUGACGCGUUUCCACCAAAUGAACCAUUUACUAUUCGGAAACCAUGUGCAUUCCACGUAAUGCACAAAGAUGUAGAACCACUUCAUCUUAACGAGGUCAAUCUAGAGCCAGCUGACGCAGAUUACUUAUACAGCGCUAAAGUGAUGCUGAUGAGCACGCCAUCAAUGUCAGAUUUUUAUCAAAAAUGUUUCGCUACCGGAGAAGAGCGUUCCGAUGAUGAUAGAGAUUUUGUACAUCCAACACGACUAAUUAAUUUCCUGGUGGGCAUCCGCGGAAAGAAUGAAACAAUGGCCAUUGGUGGACCGUGGUCCCCGUCAUUGGAUGGCGAAAACCCACACACAAACCCGAAUGUACUCAUUAAAACGGCAAUUCGUACGUGCAAGGGUUUAACAGGGAUUGACCUUUCCAAUUGCUCUCGCUGGUACCGUUUCGUGGAGCUCUAUUAUCGUCGUUCUGAAACCUACCACAAGGGUCGUUUGAUUCCAGCACGUAUCGAAACUGUGGUUAUCUUUCUACCCGAUGUACGUUCCUGCCUACCAACAAAUUCGGAAUGGGAUGAGCUGCAUCUUAAUUACAAGUCGCAUUUGGAGCGUAUUGUUAAUAUUCGGUCUUCCGAUAGUCCAGAGUCAGCAGAAUCCGCAGAUGUGGUAGCAGUGGUUCAACAAAAUCAAUCCGAAGUCGACGAUAACAUUACAUCUGCGGAAGAUACGCCAACUUUAGUGGUUGCUACUAGUUCCUCUUCUGACAGCACAAGGGCUAUCGAAUCCAGUGACCAGAAACCUGAAUCUACCAGCCCAGCCGAUAACAAGAAAGAGACAGCCGAGGAAGCUCCAACAGUGGCAGAUUACGAAAAGGAAGUAUCCGAUGCAGCUUCUAACAAUAUUAAGAGUUCAACUGAAUCUCUGGAUGUUAAAAAGAUGAAGAUAGCUGAGUUGAAAUCUGAACUCGAGGCUAGAAAUCUCUCCACUGACGGAGUUAAAAAUGUAUUAGCGGCUAGGCUAAUCAAAGCGCUAGAAAAUCAACAGACAGAGAUCGAUGAAAAAGGUUCGACCGAAGUAAACAAAUCUGCUACAUCAGGAGACAAAGUAAUAGAAAUUGACGACAGUGAUGCGGAAAAACUAACCGAAAAAAAUGAAGACGAAGAAUUCGAAACAAUGGACAAUGUCGAUAUGUCAGAAGUGACUGUAAUCGAUGAAUACGAUUCAACUAAAUCCGACGAAAAAUCCAAUGAUGAAGGGGCGAUCCAAAAAACUAAACCAGAUAAACUCAGCGAGAAAGAACGUCAGUUGUUAGAGAAAAGAUAUUCUAUCCCAGAGCAACCACACAUCAUUGUGCAUCCUUCUCGUACUGCCAAGUCCGGUAAAUUUGAUUGCGCAGUAAUGUCACUAUCAGUUCUGUUAGACUAUCGCUCAGAGGAUUCGAAAGAACAUUCGUUUGAGGUUUCUUUAUUUGCUGAGUUGUUCAAUGAAAUGUUGACACGUGAUUUUGGUUUUAAUAUUUACAAAGCUGUGCACUUGAUUCCGGUCAAGAAAGAGGAAGAAUCUAAAAAAGAUGUAAUUGCAGAAGAAAGUGUUGACAAGAAAGUCAACGGUAAUGGAGUUAAAGACCAAGAAAAGGAGAUCGAGGAAAAUGCAAAAUCUAAAGAUGAUAAAGAAGAAAGGGAACACGAGCGUACACGGGAUCGCGAUUCGCGCAGGCGGUCUCGAUUUGAUGAUGUUUCAGAUGAAGAUCGUCGUCGCAAAGAGAAAGAGAAAAAAGUAUCUUAUUACACAUUUGACCGGGAACUACUUUUAUCGUUCACAUACUUUGAUGUUAGUCAUUGUGGAUACAUAUUCGAUAAAGAUAUCGAGGAUUUGUUUUUUACUCUUGGCUUGAAUCUCUCUCGCUCCCAAGUUAGAAGAAUGGUGGCAAAAGCACUUACCCGAGAUAUGCUUUACUAUCGCAAACUGACCGAUAAAGUUAAGGAAACACCCGAUGCGAUUGAUGAAGUAAAUGAGCAAGCCAAAGAAGUUACAAAUGUGAAAACUAAUGACGAAACAUCCGAUGAAGUUAGGGAAGCAGUUCAAGGGUUUGGGAUGUCCGAAGCAGAGUUGCAAGAACUAGCUGUUGGUAACACUAACUAUUUGGAACAAAUAGAGAAUAAUCUCAAGGUUGUUCUAAAAGCCGAAACAUCAGUUGACGGCGAUGAUGGACCACCGUCUAAGAAAAUCAAAGUUGAGCAAACACAUAAUGAAAUCAACAUUCCUCUCACUAGUAGUGGUUUAGUUGUGCACAAUGGCGCAUUGUUGGAUGUUCCGAAACUGUUGGAACAAAUGAGACGCUCUGAAAAAACUCGUGAAGAUUCUGAAGUGUUGUUACAAGAUUUCCGUCGGUUAAACGCAGAUUUACAGAAAAACAACAGUCGCGCUAAUGACCAAAUUAAGGAUCAAGCAUCAGAUAUCAAAUACCUCACAAGAAAACUUAUCGACGCCGAACAAAAUCUUCGUGAGAUCACGAAAAAAUCAAACGAAUAUUUUUCAACUCUAUCCAAUGUGUAUGAUCGUGUUAGCACAGUAAUGCAUCGUUCAGAAAGUAAACGCUCUUCAUCUAUCACCUCGUCAAAACGAGCAAGUUCAAAGGAUCGUUUAAACCGAAAGGAGAGAAAAUCAAAGGAAAAAGAUAUUUCAGAAAAGCCAAAAUCGGAUGUAAAGGAAUCUGGGGACACACCCGAUGUAGAAAUAGUCGCUCUCGGUGAUUCGAAGGAGAGCAUCAAUAACGAACAAUCCGAAGCUGCUCUUUCGGAUAACAAAAAAGAACCGUCAACCGAGGAAGAUAAUAAGGAGAAAUAAAAAUUUGCAAUGUAAACUCAAUUCAUUAAAAAUAGUAGAUUUUGUAAUCUAUAUAACCUAUUGGAAACAUCAGUAAUAUUACAUUUCAAUGACUUGAAUGACUUCUGAAUAAUAUAGUGUCUCAAAUA